AGUUGAUUUUUUUUCAAUCGUCUCGGGUCGACAACUGUUUUUUUAGAUGGCAAAACUUGGGAUUUUUGGAUUUGUACACAUUAUUUACAACGACCACUGGUGAUACUAGACAUUAUCACAAGUUACUUCUGAAGAUACAGUCGUACAGCUGUCAGCUUUGGUUGGAGACUUUCAUUUAUCAUUACGACAAGCGAAGAAGAUUUUCUCCGCUGAUAGGUAGUACGCACUAGCAACAACAAACGACGUUAGCUAGUAGCACAUCAUCAUUAGCUAGCCUGCCAACUAUCCAGUUACAUUUCAAAACUGUCCUUUGUUUUUGUCUUUCGUGGCGCGUUGCAUUUGCAUCAGUGAUGAUAAAAAACACGACACAAUCCGCAGGACUUCUGGUUUUGUUGUGGUUGUUAUUUGGGGACUUUGUCUUUGUUCUGGGUUGGUUUCACAACAGAGUCAAAACGUACAACAACCAAUAUUCUUCCAAAGAAGAUGCUCCUGACAGUCAAGACCAGAGCUGUUUUUGUCACUUGACAGGCGUCUUGGAUGACUGCUUCUGUGACAUCGAGAGCAUCGAUGUCUUUAACAACUUCAAGAUCUACCCCCGCAUUCAGAAGCUGACCGAGAGAGACUACUUCAGGUACUACAGGGUCAACCUGAAUAGGCCCUGUCCCUUCUGGGCCGAUGAUGGCCACUGCUCCAUCAAGGACUGCCAAGUGGAGCCCUGUCCAGAGAGCAAGAUUCCAGUGGGAAUUAAGUCUGGAAACUACAAUAGGUACUCCCAGGUGACCAACGCCAACACAGACAUAGUAGAUUGUGAACAAGCCCAAGACCUAGGGGCCAUUAACAGCACCCUGAGUAACUAUAGUAAAGAGGCCUUUGAGGACUGGGCCCGGCACGAUGACGCACAGGACCACUUCUGUGAGCUAGAUGAUGAGACGUCACCAGAUGCAGACUAUGUGGACCUGCUCCUAAACCCAGAGCGCUACACUGGCUACAAGGGCCCCUCAGCCUGGAGAGUGUGGAACAGCAUCUACGAGGAAAACUGCUUCAAGCCCAGAUCAGUGUACCGGCCCCUUAACCCACUGGUUCCGCCCAGAGGAGGAGAUGAUGACGGCGAAGGUUUCUACAACUGGCUGGAAGGUCUGUGUUUGGAGAAGAGGGUGUUCUACCGGCUCAUCUCUGGUCUCCACAGCAGCAUCAACAUCCACCUGUGUGCAGAGUACCUAUUGGACGAGGGCUGGGGCAAGUCCCUGUGGGGCCCCAAUGUGCAGGAGUUCCGCCAGCGCUUCGACCCAGCCGAGACCAAGGGCGAGGGUACGCGGCGCCUCAAGAACCUCUACUUUCUCUACCUGAUCGAGCUACGCGCCCUCUCCAAGGUGGCGCCCUACUUUGAUCGAGCCUUCGUCAACCUGUACACGGGUGACCGUCAAGAGGACCGAGCCACCAAAGAGUUACUGCUGCAGUUCUUCAACGAGACCAAAGCUUUCCCAAUGCACUUUGACGAGAAGUCCAUGUUUGCUGGGCAGAAGAUUGAAGCAAAAACGUUGAAGGAGGAAUUCCGGCUACAUUUUAAAAACAUCUCCCGGAUCAUGGACUGUGUGGGCUGCAGUAAAUGUCGACUGUGGGGGAAGCUACAGACCCAAGGGCUGGGCACAGCGUUGAAGAUCCUUUUCUCUGAGAAGGAGAUCAAGAACCUACCGGAACACAGCCCCUCUAAGGGCUUCCAGCUGACACGCCAGGAGAUAGUGGCCUUGCUCAACGGCUUUGGGAGGCUCUCCACAAGCAUCCACCAGCUCCAUAGUUUCCGUGCCUUGCUGAAGGAGAAGAGGUAACACCCUUCAACAGCACUACCACCUCCUAGCCACCAGGUGGAGCAAGCCCAGAGGGAACUGCAAUAGUCUUAUUCCUCCCCAGAAUAAGAUCAAGUUCAGGGACUUCAGGAUAGACACUGAAUCCCCAUCCCCUCCUCCCUCUAUGUAUAACUCUCCUUAUCUCCCCUUCCUUCUAAAUCUAGGUCUCGUCUUUCCAUAGAGCAUAGCGCUCAAUGUGAGAAAUGUGUACCUCCAUUUCGUUGUUUUUAAAUGUUUGUUUUUACUAUUGUGGGUGAAAGUGUUCACCAUUUCAGGCAUACUAGUUGUGAGCUAGACCCAUCAGUGUGUGUGUUUUUGGUGUGUGUUUGUCAGAGGGAGUACUUGUUUGUUGGUGAUCGCCAGUUGCAGCUAAAUGAUACCGAAAAUUAGGAUUCAUUCCAUACUUUUACGACCACAAACUUGAUAAGCAUACUGCGUUUUGCUAUCCUAGAGGUGUAGCCUUUUUUUCUGUGUGAGUGAGUGCAUGUAUUGAUUGAACGUCUAUGUGAGCGACUGUCUGCUGUUGCUUUUGUCUGUGCAUUUAGCUGUUUAGGGGUGUUUUUAACAUCUCCACGUGGCAAUCCAGUCUUUCUGCACAUCACAAAUGUAUUAUAUAAAGCCUCGUUUAAAUGUGAAAAAGGAACAAUUUGCGGAUUGUGCAUCUGUUGACAACGAUAAGCUUGCGUCACUUCUCUCAUACCUAUUCUAUUUGGUGGCAGAAUGGUUCCUGGUGUUUUUAUUCUUAUCCUAUUAUUUUAUUGGUUUUAUGAAAGACGAGACUUGCCAGGGUGACGGCAAUCCCAAAUGUGUAAGAGGUGUUUUCAUGGCAAUUUAAAAGCGAAACCAGUAUUUGUUUCAUAGUUCACUCAAAUAAGCUGUCAUCCUGUGAAACUGCCAUGUUGGAGAAGAGUACUGUUAAAGUAUAAUGGAGAAUGCAGCCAAUGGUGUGAAAAGAAGCAAAUCGAAACGAGCAGUGGGAUUUGUUCUCCCAUGAUGGUCAAGUUCACUGUGGUGUCUUGGUGAGCUUGCCGUGUAAAUCAAUUCAAAAUGCAUACGCGUAAUGGCAUUUAACGUCGCGCAACCUUUUUAAACCGUCAUACCCUUUAGGGCUGGGACGAUACCAGCAUCGUGAUACUCGUUAGUAUCGUGGCAAGGAAACAAAACACAAAGCGGAUUUAACUUCUUUAGGAAAACAGCCCUAAUGUUCCACACACUGUGUUUUAUUUCUGUCUGAAGUAGGUAUUUCACCAUGUGGACCAAAGAUUUUACGUUGCCUUUUUUUCUUUUCUAUCAUGUCAAAGCACCUUUUUGCGUUUUUCCACCAUAUACGUUUUUAGUUUGUGAAUCCUCACCCCCUUGAGUAACAUUAGUUAGAAAAUGUCACAAGCAAAGAUUGCCUUAUGUGCAAAGAUCAAACAAUCGGUAGCCAGACAAUACCUGUGUAAUACUUUGUAACACAUGUUUUGUAAAAGAAACAUCUCUAUUCAAUCAAACAAAGGUAGACAUGGGGUCCAGUAAGUAGGAAUUGAGUCAGUGGUAGCUGUCGGAUGCUUAUGCUAACAUAAAUAGCAACGCUAAUGUCGCCUUGAAUGUGAACGCUAUGGAGAUUGAACAAGCUGUUCCUUCUUUGCUUAAAAUGAAGGAAAUAGACAAGAUAAUAUUUUAUGUUAGAGGAAAAGUAUGCGUGUCUGUCUGAGCCUUGCAUGCUUUCAAAAACACCAGAACGUCCUGUGCAAUCCACUUGUCUGCCUUAAGUUCCAAAAAAGUGUUUAAAAAUAAUGAUUUAAAAAAAGCUUGAGCCUGCUUUCUUGGAUGAAAUCCACCAUUUUGUCUCCAAUGAUCUCUACGCUCUUCUGCUAGCUCUGCCUUUGUAACAUAUUCAGAUGACCCAGGAAGUUGUACUAUUUGUAAAAGGAAAAUUACUGAACUUUUUUCAAAUCUAUAUGAAUAUAUAUAUAUAUAGUUGCACCUGUAUUGAUGUGUAUUCUUAUUUGAUUAUAUUUAUUUGAACAGAGGAAUAAAAAUGUCUGGUUGUCACUCAAA
Molecule: messenger RNA, 3887 nt
Organism: Oncorhynchus kisutch (coho salmon)
Lineage: Eukaryota; Metazoa; Chordata; Actinopteri; Salmoniformes; Salmonidae
Product: ERO1-like protein beta
Exons: 16
Coding region: 351-1826 (491 amino acids)
Biological process (GO): protein folding in endoplasmic reticulum
Cellular component (GO): endoplasmic reticulum; endoplasmic reticulum membrane
Molecular function (GO): protein-disulfide reductase activity; FAD binding; thiol oxidase activity
Source: RefSeq, a predicted model, not a curated record